This is a messenger RNA of Orussus abietinus, 1474 nucleotides long. Its product is annotated as probable oligoribonuclease. Bases 425 to 1063 code for a protein of 212 amino acids. Gene Ontology annotation, molecular function: 3'-5'-RNA exonuclease activity; nucleic acid binding. Gene Ontology annotation, cellular component: mitochondrion. Lineage: Eukaryota; Metazoa; Arthropoda; Insecta; Hymenoptera; Orussidae. The record is from RefSeq and is a predicted model, not a curated record. The transcript has 5 exons.
AUUAUUAAUUUGACUUUUCAUUUUAUUCCAUGGAUCGUAACGUUACAUUUAUCACGUGUUGUCUUUGAAACUGAAGUAUAUAAGGAACAGUACUAUGGAUCCUUAUAUCUAUUUAUAAAGAUUUAACGUAAAUCUAAUUGUAUAAUAAAUUCUGUUAAGUAUUAACUACUUAAAGUAGAAACACUAUUCUUUCAUUCAUGAAUUAUGUAUAAUCCUUAUUUUAUAUGCAAAAUGAAGUUAAUGUGCAAUGAGUCGAUAUGAUAUGCAUCGUUUUAAUGUACAUUUCAUUGGACUCGUAAUGCAUUCAGAUUUAUAUAGAACGGUUUUGUCUUAAAUGUGGUGAAACUUGAUGUACCAUUAAAAGUAUCGUUUGAAAAAGAUUUCCAUUUGAUCAAUGUAGCAUUCAUCUCGGCUGAAGUUAAUCAUGUUCAUCUUUCAUGGUGGCAAGAUGUGGCUCAGACAGCUUUGUAAUGCUAACAUGUACAGACCUGCUUUAAGAGCUAAGAGAGGACUGAUGUCGAGCCAACAGGAUAGCCACAUCGUUUGGAUAGAUACAGAGUUAACAGGGCUUGAUCUAGAUGCGUCAAAAAUCUUAGAGGUAGCAUGUCUGGUAACAGAUAGUGACUUGAAUGUUACAAGCCCUGAGUUUGAAGUUAUAAUUAAUCAACCUGAUUCAGUAUUAAAUAAUAUGGACGAAUGGUGCUUAACUCAUCACGGACAGUCAGGAUUAAUUAAAAAAUGUCAAGCAAGUACAAUAAUGGUGACCGAGGCGGAACAAAUGCUCCUAGAAUUUCUGAAAAAAUAUGUUCCAAAGGGCAAAUGUCCGUUAGCAGGCAAUACAGUAUACAUGGAUCGAUUUUUUCUUUCAAAGCAUAUGCCCAAAGUCAAUGAAUAUUUGCAUUAUAGAAUUAUUGAUGUUUCGUCAAUCAAAGAAGUUGCCAGGCGGUGGUAUAAAGACACGUACAGCAAUGCGCCCAAGAAGCAUUUAAAUCACCGAGCACUUGCAGAUAUUAAGGAAAGUUUGCAAGAAAUGAUAUUUUACAAACAACAUAUAUUUAAAUGAUAGUUAAAUGAGAUCAAAUUAUAGCCCUUGAGAUUUUAAUUGUAAAUAAAAAAUGGUUUGUAUUUACAUUAGAAAUAUUUUUAAGGUGAUAUAAUGAAAUAUCUUAUUAUUUAAUAUACUGGUGAGGUGUCCUUUCAUAUUUGUACUUACAAUUUUAUUUAAUCAAGUAUGAACACCUUCUAUGUCACAAAAGAAAACAUUUCUGAGAAGGACUUGUUUCUUAAUUUAAAAGACUUCCGAACGCAACAUAGACGAUACAUGAUUAAUUAUUUAUAAAUACCAAAUUGUUCGGAAAUAUUUAUUUUGUACAAUGAAUGAUCUCGUAGAUAUGUAACCACCAUUUUUACACGAUUGUAGCGAAAGGAAAUUAACAGACUGAAGGUGAUUUCAAAAUAUAUUGUGAAUACAAUC